GGGUUAGUAUAUAUGCAAAUUUUGGUUCUCUGUUCUGAAACACAGGCAUACAUUUUUGAGUCACCAAGAAGCCUCUUCAUUUCCUGCUUCUUUCCUUUUAUUCCUUUUAUUUUCCGGGCCGGCCGGCGGGGGCAAAAUGGUCAGACGGAAGGUUGAGGUGGCGAGGAUCGAGAACGCGACGAGGCGGCAAGUGACCUUCUCCAAGCGGCGAAUGGGAUUUCUGAAGAAGGCUCACGAGCUUUCUGUGCUCUGCGAUGCCCAAGUCGCUUUGAUCAUUUUCUCCCAGAAAGGAAAGCUCUACGAGUUCUCAAAUUCCAGCAUUGAUCAAGUAAUAGAGAGAUACCGUCAACGUGUAAAAGAAACUCGUGUCAACAUCGAGGAUUCUGCGCAGAACAUUGAGCGUCUCAAGCAAGACACAAAUAUGAUUGCAAAGAGAAUAGAGCUCCUCCAAGAUGCUCAACGGAAACUUUUGGGGCAAAGUUUGGGAUCAUGUUCUAUGGAAGAACUCCAUGAAAUUGACAAUCAGCUGGAGACGAGUCUUAAUAAUAUCAGAAACAGAAAGGCUCAAGUAUAUAAGGAGAAGAUUGAAAACCUGAAAGCCAAGGAGAAACAUCUGCUACAAGAAAAUGCAACACUACGGAAGAAGUGUGCUAUAUGGAAAAAUCAUCAACCACAAACGACACAGCAAAAGGAGAUUGUGGAAAGGGAGCAAAGUUGUGGGGUGGAGACCGAUUUGUUCAUUGGCCUUCCAGUAGCUACUCGCUGGUCAUAGCUCCUGCUUUAUUUGUAGUUUAAUUAUAUAAGUCAAAUAGUCAAUCCAGCCUCUCAAUUUCCUAGUAAUUUAGUCAAGUAUAGCAUAUUAUAUAUCCUUGUGAAUAAGAUGUAAAACAAAAUGUUCGAGCACAUUUAUCCACUGUGGACUAAUGAAGCUGCUUAUAUAAAGGUGUAC
This is a messenger RNA of Cuscuta epithymum, 949 nucleotides long. The record is from the annotation of a GenBank genome assembly. NCBI's taxonomy places the organism in Eukaryota, Viridiplantae, Streptophyta, Magnoliopsida, Solanales, Convolvulaceae.